Messenger RNA from Durio zibethinus, 1424 nucleotides. Its product is annotated as cold-responsive protein kinase 1-like. The record is from RefSeq and is a predicted model, not a curated record. Gene Ontology annotation, molecular function: protein kinase activity; ATP binding. NCBI's taxonomy places the organism in Eukaryota, Viridiplantae, Streptophyta, Magnoliopsida, Malvales, Malvaceae. Gene Ontology annotation, biological process: protein phosphorylation.
GUUGAUUUUUGCUCAGUAAACUAAAAAUACAUAACCAAAAAUUCUAACUCCUGACCGAUUCUGGUUUCUCACCUCCUUAAACCAAAUCCAAGAAAUUUCAUUUUCUCUCUUCCAAUCUCAUACGAUCUCUUUACUCGAGCUUUGAUACUUGCAAAGGCGUAAAUGAUGUGAUCUGUGAGAGGUAGGAGUGAGAUAUUGCAGAGAAAGAUAUGAGUUGCGGUUGUUUUGGUGGAUCAAUUGUUCACCGGAGACGGACCACUGCUCAGGCCACCGGCGGUAUAGACGAGCAAUUGCUUCGGAGAGUCAACCACUUCUCAUACAAUCAGUUAAGAACAGCCACAGAUGAUUUUCAUUCAAGCAAUAAAAUAGGACGUGGAGGGUUUGGAACUGUUUACAAGGGAGUUCUGAAAGAUGGAACUGAAGUUGCUGUGAAGACACUUGCUGCCCAAUCAAAGCAGGGAGUGCGUGAAUUUUUGACAGAGAUCAAUACUAUAUCAAAUGUCAAGCAUCCAAACCUUGUUGAGCUGAUCGGGUGCUGUGUUCAAGGAACAAGUCGGAUAUUGGUCUACGAGUACGUAGAAAAUAAGAGUCUUGAUAAAAUUUUGUUAGAUCAAAGGAUUACAAAUAUCAAAUUGGACUGGAGCAAAAGAUCUGCUAUUUGUAUGGGUAUUGCUAAGGGUCUUGCAUUUCUUCAUGAAGAACUUGUCCCGCGUAUAGUUCAUAGAGACAUCAAAUCUAGUAACAUACUUCUUGACAAAGACUUUAACCCAAAAAUUGGAGAUUUUGGGUUGGCUAAACUAUUUCCGGAUGAUAUCACUCACAUUAGCACCAGAAUAGCGGGAACAACUGGUUAUUUGGCCCCAGAAUAUGCUUUGGGUGGUCAGUUAACCAUGAAGGCUGAUGUUUAUAGUUAUGGUGUCCUUGUACUCGAAAUAAUUAGUGGCAGAAACAGCUCGAAGGCAAACUUGGGAGGAAUGGACAAGUUCCUCCUGGCAUGGGCAUGGCAACUUUAUGAAGAAGGUAAAUUCCUGGAGCUGGUGGAUCCUGAGCUUGGAGAAUUCCCAGAGGAAGCAGUUCUUAGGUAUAUUAAAGUAGCAUUUUUCUGCACCCAAGCAGCAGCCAACCGAAGGCCUCUAAUGAGCCAGGUUAUUGAAAUGCUAGCAAGAAACAUUCGGCUGAACGAGAAAGUACUCACGGCUCCAGGAUUCUUUCAAGACGGGGAGGCGUCUUCAAGUAAGAAGUCGAUCCAAUCAUCUGCUGAAUCCACCAGCUAUCAGAUAAGUUCUGUACCCGUCACAAUCACUCAUGUGACCCCCAGGUGAAGAUUCAAGUGUUUUUUUCCUCUUUUUGGCUGUAAAGUGUCGAUGACAAAGAGGGCAUAAUGUUGCAUUUUUUUUACAUAAAAAAAUGAUGUAAUUUGCAAU